AUGCAGCAGCUAAUGGAAUACUACUUGAAAUGUUUCAACAAGCUGAUGAAGUGCUUUAUUUUGUCUGCAGUGCUCUUCUCACCCAUGCUGGCAGAUUUAUCUUUCUCUCUGGCUCUUCGUCUUGCACCCUUGACCCAGCGGGCCCUGACCGUGCUGAUGGUGGUGAGCGGCGCCGUGCUGGUGUAUUUCGUGGUCAGGACUGUCAGAAUGAGAAGAAGAAACCGAAAGACAAGAAGAUAUGGCGUGUUGGACACUAACAUAGAAAACAUGGAAUUGACACCUUUAGAACAAGAUGAUGAGGAUGACAAUAACACAUUGUUUGAUGCCAACCAUCCUCGCAGGUAA
Messenger RNA from Echinops telfairi (small Madagascar hedgehog), 345 nucleotides. It is a transcript of the gene FAM174A, whose product is annotated as family with sequence similarity 174 member A. The record is from RefSeq and is a predicted model, not a curated record. NCBI's taxonomy places the organism in Eukaryota, Metazoa, Chordata, Mammalia, Afrosoricida, Tenrecidae. Bases 1 to 345 code for a protein of 114 amino acids. The transcript has 4 exons.